AACCAGUAUCCGUUUGUAUUGCCCGUCAUUCGCAUCCUUGUCCCAUGGCCUGGAAAAGCUGCGUGUGCUGAUCUGGAAUCAGCCGAGCCAAGCAAUCUGCUACUGUAACGUUAGCCUGCUAGCUAGCGCCUUCCACCACAGUGCCCUCGGGGUCCACGCUCUCUUUACGGCUGUCGCAGCGCUCGCAGCCUGUUGCUGUGGGUCGGUGGUCGGUACAUUGUUUACCGCUUCUUUUCCAGUUUCCCUGGGGCACUGUGGGCUAAAGGACCAGAGGCGGCUGCAGCACUGUGUGUGCAAAUACUGCGCUGUGCGCCAAAAGCUCGUGGUAGACAUGGAAGAAAUGCGAGAACCCGACGCCGGGCACACGGUGGAAAAUGGCACAGAGGCUGAUAAACAGAAUCAGGACUUUGAAAGAUCAGGGGAGCCCUGCGAAAACGACGAUUUGGGUACCGUUGACGACAGGGAGUCCAAUGAUGGUACCGACGACGAGCGUUCACUCAGUCUCACUCAGUUCUACCCCUACAUACGCUGUGCCCUCUGCAAUGGCUUCUACAUCGAUGCCACUACUAUUACAGAAUGUCUACACACAUUCUGCAAAAGCUGCAUCGUGAAACACUUUUUUUACAGCAACCGGUGUCCAAAUUGCAACAUUGUUGUUCAUCAGACCCAGCCACUAUACAAUAUCAGGCCAGACAGACAGUUACAGGACAUUGUGUUCAAGAUGCUUCCAGAUCUGGAAGAAAGAGAGAGGGAGCGAAUGUGUGCCUUCUACAAACAGAGGGGGCUGGAGGUUCCAAAGCCAGUGCCCGUCUCGCCCAUGCCCUCAGUUAAGCCUGGCAAGCUGAAGAAGGACCAGCUGCCCCAGUCCGUGUUCACCAUCCCCUCCGAGCUGGACGUCUCCCUCGUGCUGGAGUUUGUUGGAGCAGAGGAAGGAAUUGAAAACUACAAGCCGCUGGAGAGGAAGUACGUGCGGGUGUCCGGCGAGGCCACCGUCCGCCACGUGGAGCUCUUCAUCAGGAGGAAGAUGGAGCUGAAUUCCGGCUGCCAGGUGGACGUGGUUUGCGGGGAGCAGCUCCUGGACGGGUACCAGCCGCUGAAGGAGGUUCUGAGUUCUAUCGGAGCGAGUGCCUUACAGGACGGCCUGCUGGUGCUGCACUUUGGCCUCGUCCUGCCUCCGGUUCGGCAGCGGUUCUGACGGGCCGUGCGGGUGCGGUGGCCACGGCGAUGGCGGUACUGCGGUCCGGACAGCUCCUGGUGCUGAAGAGGAGGAUGACAUUGUCUGCAGCCAGCUGCUGAAGAGCAGAGCAGACUUUCCAUCAGAUCCCCUCUGACCUUUUUCCAUCACAUCCCCCCCCAUCAGAUCCCCUCUGGCCUUUUCCAUCAGAUCCCCUCUAGACUUUUUCCCUUGCUACACACAGAGUGCUCCUUUCCUUCACAUCUUCAACUCACUGAGUGAUUGGUUGUUUUUCCAGAAUGAUCCAAAAAAUCUUUGGUGAUCCAAGAAAUCUUUACAUCCUCUUGUCGUGUUUAUUAUAGUUUUUCCUGGUUUUGACUUGACGCUCAUUAAAAUAAUUUUAGCUAAAUCAUUCAUCAUUCUAAAAUGCUAAUUUCCUAAUGAAGAUAUUCCAUUAAUUUUUCAUAUGUUUUAAUUGUGUUCUUGUCGUAAGUGCUUGGGAGUUAAUAGAAAAUGGAGGGAUGUUGGUUAUGUUUUCAUAGCAAGAAAUAAUUUGUGAUAUUUAUUUGUCUGUUUGUUUUCUUAACUGUGUUUCACCAUUUAUAUUUUCCAUUAAUUUCAUGAUCUUUCAGUUUGUAUGAUUUUAAUGCACAGGUUGUAAGUCAAGGCUAUUCUUGUUGAUGAAAUUGUAACAGGGUUCCUUAUGACUGCAGUUUUCAUUGAGAAAGAUGAUAAAUUCAGGGAAUGUUAAUUGCUCGUACCAAUAAAACAUGCAGAUUCUGAUUGUUUUGCUGCUAUUGAA
Anguilla rostrata (American eel) is the source of this 1976-nucleotide messenger RNA. RefSeq names its product polycomb group ring finger 6 (gene pcgf6). NCBI's taxonomy places the organism in Eukaryota, Metazoa, Chordata, Actinopteri, Anguilliformes, Anguillidae. The transcript is spliced from 10 exons. Gene Ontology annotation, biological process: regulation of transcription by RNA polymerase II. Gene Ontology annotation, cellular component: PRC1 complex. The record is from RefSeq and is a predicted model, not a curated record. The coding region runs from base 332 to 1195 and encodes 287 amino acids.